Messenger RNA from Drosophila hydei, 2710 nucleotides. RefSeq names its product facilitated trehalose transporter Tret1 (gene nebu). The coding region runs from base 475 to 2109 and encodes 544 amino acids. Lineage: Eukaryota; Metazoa; Arthropoda; Insecta; Diptera; Drosophilidae. Gene Ontology annotation, biological process: carbohydrate transport; transmembrane transport. The record is from RefSeq and is a predicted model, not a curated record. Gene Ontology annotation, molecular function: sugar transmembrane transporter activity. Gene Ontology annotation, cellular component: membrane. The transcript is spliced from 4 exons.
ACAUUUGCGCUUCAGAUACCCGCGACCUAACGAACGUCUGUUCAUAUUCAAAAAACGCGGCUCAGUUGAAGCUGAAUGUUUAUCUUGACUAGUCUCAAGUGCAGUGUGAACAGCAACAUGUUUGCCAAGCAUUGCGCAUGCGCUUAAAAGUAUUCUAUGAGGCUACGUGGGUGGGCCAGUUGUGUUAAAGGACAAACUGCCAAAGGACAUUGAAACGCGCACGUAUUAUUCAACAAACGAGCAUUGAGCAAUGCACAGCUAAGCGGGAAAAAAACACCCACAAAAAAGAAAAAAUAAAACAUAAAAUGAACUUCACAAGUUAAGCAACUAAAAACAACGCGUUGAAUACUAAACAUAUCCACAAGUGACAUAAUACACAUCAAAAACAAAAACGAGCUUUGCAUUUGUUUAAAUAAUUAGUGACAAUACACACGAAAAAUAUCAGUUAUACAAGAGAAAAUAAAUUAGAGCAACAUGUCAACCGUAUCCUCCAGUAACUCAAGCGGCGAUGAGCCCAACAAAAAACCCGGGGUCAACAGCGAGGAGUGCUCCCACCUGCUGGAGGCGAACGAGAACGGUGCCAAAUAUGGCUCCCGGCAAGCGGUAAAAAUCGUCAAGACCCAAGACAAUGUCAAUGACAGUGCCAAUGCCAGACCUCAAGAUCAGGAAAAUCUACUUGGCAGAAUGGUGCACACGUCCACCGAGAACAGGUCGAAGACCUUGCCGCAAUAUGUUGCCGCUCUGGCGGCAGCUGGCGGUGCCUUUGCAGCCGGUACACUGCUCGGCUGGACCUCGCCGGCAGAGACGGGCAUCGUUAAGGACGCAACUGCAUACGACUUUGAUGUCAGCUCUACGCAAUACUCCUGGGUCAGUUCGUUUAUGACCCUUGGUGCUGCCUGUGUCUGCAUACCGAUUGGCUUCCUCAUCAAUUUUAUUGGACGCAAAUGGACAAUGCUGCUACUGGUCGCCCCCUUCGUAGUGGGCUGGGCCCUGUUGAUCUGGGCACAGAACGUAUUCAUGAUGUACAUUGCACGUUUCAUUCUGGGUAUCGCAGGCGGUGCCUUCUGCGUAACGGCGCCCAUGUACACUGGUGAAAUUGCCCAAAAGGAUAUUCGCGGCACGCUUGGCAGCUUCUUCCAGCUUAUGAUCACCAUCGGCAUACUGUUUGUGUAUGGCAUUGGUGCUGGUCUCAGCGUCUUCUGGAUGAGCAUCGUCUGCGGCAUUUUGCCCAUUAUCUUUGGCGUCAUAUUCUUCUUCAUGCCGGAAUCUCCCACAUAUUUGGUUUCAAAGAAUCGCUCAGAUGCCGCUGUGAAAUCCAUUCAAUGGCUGCGUGGCACCGAAUACGAUUAUGCACCUGAAAUGGAGGAACUGCACCAGACCGAACGCGAGAUCCGUGAAAACAAGGUUAAUAUCCUUGCAGCCUUGGCACGUCCCGUUACAAUCAAGGCAUUGUGCAUUAGCCUGGGUCUGAUGUUCUUCCAGCAGCUGAGCGGCAUUAACGCUGUCAUUUUCUACUCGGAGGCCAUCUUCGAAGAUGCCAACACUGGAAUAAGCGCCAGCAUGUCUACAAUCCUGAUUGGUGUAAUGCAAGUGGUGGCGACCUUUGUAUCCACAAUGGUGGUGGACAAGCUGGGACGUCGCAUUCUGUUGCUUGCCUCGGGAGCUGUUAUGGCGCUGUCAACCACUGCAAUUGGCGUGUACUUUUAUAUGAAAGAUCAGGAUCCAGCCAGUGUGGAUAAUUUGGGUUGGCUGCCCGUGGGCAGUUUGUGCAUUUUCAUGAUCAUGUUCUCGAUUGGCUAUGGCCCGGUGCCAUGGUUGAUGAUGGGCGAACUCUUUGCCACCGAUAUCAAGGGCUUCGCCGGCUCUAUUGCUGGCACCACCAACUGGGUGCUCGCCUUCGUCGUAACAAAAACGUUUAAGAAUCUUAAUGAUUCAUUGGGAAGUGGCGGCACCUUCUGGUUGUUCGCUGGUGUUACUAUUGUUGGCGUCAUCUUCGUCUUCCUGGCUGUGCCCGAGACGAAGGGCAAGAGUCUGAACGAGAUUCAGAUGGAAUUAGCUGGAAACCGAAACGCGUCCACAAUGCAGCCAGCGAAUGGUGAACCGAAGUAAAUCAUCUUGAGCUCAGUUUAAUGUUAUGAUUUUUUUUGUAUUUUAUUUAAAAUGUAACUUUACGUUAAGUGAAAAGUCAAGUUCCGUUUUGCAAUUGAUGAAUUUGUUAAAAAAUUGUAUGUGUAAUCAGUCCAUAUUGGCACAGGUAAAAGAUAUAAAGCAAGAAAGACAGUAAGAAAGAGUACUAAGAAUGAAGACUGAAGGUCAAGUGCAUAAUAGGCAGAAUUCAAGCACUCCUAGCUUAGCCACAUGCCAUACAACUAUCGCAAUUUAUGUUAGCUGCUACCUUUGAGUGGCCCAUAAAAAAGACAAUAGAUAUCAACAUUCAUACACAUAAUGAUUUACGCAAUAAAAGUUACUCAUAUAUGGAUUGUGUAGCCUGGCUUUGAAUGUGUGGUAUUUAGGUAUGUCGAAACCUGUUCCGUGUGUUAUUCGAAACAUUCAGCUUUUUAUAUAAGAGUUUUUAGCCUGUUUAGUUGUAAGCCACGCAUUUGCCGAUAUAUUUAUUUACUAAACGGUUUUCUAACAUUUUAUAUAUAUUAUUUUAACAUUAUUUGAUAUCAAACAUUUCGAAUCGCAUGCAUUACAAAACUACAAUAUU